Messenger RNA from Zootermopsis nevadensis, 11893 nucleotides. NCBI's taxonomy places the organism in Eukaryota, Metazoa, Arthropoda, Insecta, Blattodea, Termopsidae. The record is from RefSeq and is a predicted model, not a curated record.
UUGCUUUUGUGGCUUAUAAUAGACGUACAGCAUGCUCGUUUGUGGUGUAACGGUUUUUGCUAAUUUGUGGAAGCGUGUGGACUACGUAUAGACAAAUUUCUUUGGUGUCUAGUAAUGUGCAUUUAAUUUUGUCAAAAAAGCACUGUGAUUAAAUAUGUUUCGCACUAAAAAGGAUGUGGAUCGCCAUGUCCAAGACGUAUUGCGAAAGCUGAAAAAUGAGAAUGAGAGAAGCUUGCGUUGCUACAAUAUUGCCAAGUUGUAUUUUAUGGUAGGAGAGUAUGAAAUGACUAGGCGAUAUGUGUCUAAUUAUCUGACAGUUCGUGAGGAUUCAGCCAGUGCGCAUAAACUCCUUGGUCAAGCAUUAGAGAACCUUGGGCAGAAAGAAAAGGCCUUGGCUCAGUACAAAUGUUCUCUUGAAUUGGAGAGUAAGCAGCAAGAUUUGGUAUUGAAAGUAUGUGGGCUGCUAGUAGAUAGUGAAGCUCCAUUGGAUGUUGGAAGAGCUCGAUAUUGGUGUGAAAGAGCUGAGCAGUUGUUUCCACAUCAUCCAACAGUGUUCAGACUGAAGGAGCAUCUUUUGACUGCAGAUGGAGAGGAGGAUGCUGCAGAAUUAGAGGCCCUCAUUGCUGCUGAACUGACAGCAAGGCCAACUGAUGUUUCACUACGUGUACGCUUACUGAGAUUGUACCUGGAUACAGAAAGAUUAACAGAAGCUUACAACCAUGCUGUUGAAUUGGAACUUCGUUCUAUGCCAGGUUUUAGGGAUCAGCUGCAGUGGUAUGACUGCCUUAUUGAUGUUUUCGAGACUUAUCAAGAAGAGAAUCGUGAGAAGUGUGAUUGGGAGUUCCAUUUACAUUAUGUGGCUGUGUUGGAGAGGACUGUGUCUCUCAGCCUUCAAGAACAUCAAGCAGGAGUUCGUCGUAGCAUUUCCGAUUGUGUACAGGCAUUGUUCAGCUUGGACAAAGCAUUACACCAGGCAUCCAGUCUAGCAUCCCCUCCAAGUGAGCGAGAAUUAUACCAAGAAUUCCUUAAACAUGUUAGAGGUCAACUUUGCAUCCAUCUUGCAACAUUGAUACUGAAGAAAGCAAAGAAGGAACGUGGAAACUGGCGUGAGGCAUGCAGGGUCUCUUCUCCCCUACUUCUUCUUGCCUUGUCUUCACCAAUAGAUAUGCAGUCAACUUGGCUGCUUCAGGCUACUGAGACUCGGAAGAAGAGUGUGGACCUUUGGGCUAAAGAAACUGCAUACAGAAAUAGCCAAGCAGGUCAUGUGUUACUUACCAUGGUUCGUGAACGCAGAAGCCAGUUUCUGGAUCGGGUGACUCAGUUCUGUUCUGGUAACUGGAGGGAACGUGUGUUUCAGAGAAUCUUCACUACCCGUGAUCACCAGCAAGGAAUAUCACAUUCACAUUUUGUUAAUUUCCCAGGACUUUCUGACCCUCCAUUGAGACUGCCAACACCAAGUGAAUUAUUACCUCAUGAUGAAAAGUCGCAGAAACUAUAUCCAGGUUCUCUGCAUCAUCUGGUUUGGUUGGGACUUCAGGAUAUUUCAGGUAGUAACAGGAAGAGCAACUCUUUGAAACCAGGACCAGAUUUUCAUUGCCAGGUGUUUGAAGGCUUGCAGCUCACUUGCAACAAUUUGAAUUGUGCAGGCACUGAAACACUCAACAGGCUUGAUAUUGAUGCUUUUCUGUAUGCUGCAGUGUUCUGUGCUAGUGCAGCUCUAGAUGAGCAGCAAACUGCUGGAUACUGGAGUUCUGAUAGGCCUCUUACCUUACCAGCAAACAUUACUGAUCAUCUGUGUACUGUCGAUCAAGCCAAGUGGUGGACAGCAGCAUAUCGAGUUUACACAAACCAAGCUAAAGGGGAUCUCGGGGAGCUUCGUCAGACGUUACAGAGAGGAAUAGAAGUUGUUAGAGUACUUGGAAACCAUGGAUUGGAUGUCAAACUCAUUGUACAUUUAGCACAGACCUUUGAACAGAGGGCAUCAGCAAUGGCUGCUCGUACUGAGGGUUCUGGUGAUAUACCAGCAAUAGAAGCCAGAGCAUCUUUGUAUUGGACAGCUGCAUUGCCAUUAUUGGAACGACUUCAGCGCAACCAAACAAUACGUGCUCCUCAUUCAAGGCUGUUUGAAUACCAGGGGAAAGAAUUGCCUAGUGCAGAAGUGAAUGCCCUAAUAGAAGAAGGUCAUUUCUUUCGGGCUUGCCAAUUAAUGAAGGAAGAUAAACAUGAAAAAGCAAUUGAAGCAUUCCAGCAAUUGAAGUCACCAUAUGCUUCCUUUUAUCAGGCUACAAUCUACAAGAAAUUGGCAGCUGAAGAGUUAGAAGAUCAACGUCGUGAAAUGAUCACUAGUGAGAUGCGUUCGCAACAUAUUAUCCUACUUACAAAGGCUAGGGAGUGCUAUUAUCUCACUCUGGACAGACUACGGAGUCCAGGAGUAGAUGCAAAACAUCCAUUAAAUGCUGAACUGAAUAGUCACAUAGAAGAAAUUGAAAGUCAGCUGAGUCGUAUUGAUCCGGAUGUAAUGUUAAUAGGUGAUGCAGUGAACCGAAAUGAAUGUGAUGGCAUGUCCGAUGACAGUGUGUCAUCAGUUCCUUCUGGUGGUGAUAACCUGAAUAACUCAUUUAUGGGACUUGGUAACAGUAGCAACUUGUAUCUCCAGCACAGUUCAUUGGUUCAUCUCACACCACGUCACAGGAGCAGUGCAGGUGGUCAGAAGCAUAGUUCUACCCCGUACAGGAGCAAUGUACACAAACUAGACAGCUCUGACAUAGCUCCUGAUCAUCCACGGAGAACUGAAGCACGCCCAAGUCCAGAACGUCUUGAUGCUCAGAUCAGACAUCUUGUACACAGCAAGGAUACAGUCAUACAGACAAUUCUCGAACAAAACAAGGCACUGUUAGAACAAGGCAAGGCUGUGGUAGAUGGUCUUAGGGAGAAUAAGUUGGUUAUGGAGGAAAUAAAGAAUCAAAUUCAGGAACUUCGCAAGGACACAGUAAAAAUGAGGCGUGGUCAGGCCUUGAAUCUUGGCCAAUCAAAUAUCAAUGCAGCAGAUUUGUCCCAGGUUUGUGACCCUGAGGAAGAUCUGUAUGUAUUUGAUGAUGAAGAUUAUUCAGAAGAUGUGAAUAUAGCUGCAGCACAACUUGGACCGUAUCAGGCAUUCCCACCAUAUCCUCCAAAUUAUACUAAUUACCGUGGCAUGUCUGGUAUCUUGGGUACACCUUCUGGUGUAGGCCCUUAUCCUGCACCACAUAGUGGCACACAAACUCCUCUGCUGCCUCAACCAGCCAUCAGUGGAUUCUUCAGGGGAGUUGAUCCAGCUGCUGCUAGUCUUCUGUACCCUCCUACACUUGGUUAUUAUGCUGGGCAAGGGGCACUACCUUUCUCUGAGGGUCAACAAUUACCAAAUUUUGGAUCCGCUGGUCCAGUUAUCCCUGCACAGGCUGCAUCUGCUUCGAUGUUUUCCCGUCUUGGUGGGCCAGUUGAUUCUCCAAGCUGUUUACAUGAUCCAAAAAUCCCUGGGUCCUCAUUGGUAUCACAGCCGCCGCCACCACCACCACCGUCUCAACAUCAACAGCAAUCAGUUGGACCUGUAAAUGUUGUCAUCACUUCGUCGGACACAUUGCCAACAUCUGCCCCAGUUAAUCAGCCAACAUUAAGUGUUACAAUUCCACCACAUCAUUUGUUGGGCUCUCCUCUUGUGACUCAGUCUACAACAAAUCAUAUCAGUCUACAGGGUACAACGUCAGCUUUUACAUCUACGACUGCAUUUAAUUCUACUUCCUCAACCAGCACCACUACACAGUCUUCAGUACCACAUGCAUUUCAAAUAUCUAUGCCUCCUCAAGCACACUUACCACAUGCCUCAAUUCUAGAGAAGGGUGCUGCUUCACUUAGUCCAGUUCUUCCAGUUUCUACAGGAAUGCUAUUGUCAUCUGUGCCAUCACCUGUAUAUUCAGCAUUAGAAGAGAGUCCAGCUGGCAAGGAUAAUGUUGCAGGGGCUGGUUGUAUAGGAGAUGUUAGCAGAGUGUCAGCAGGUUCUACAGAAGGGGUUGAAGAUGGAGAAGGUGCUGAUGCUGAUCAUGAUCCAUGUCCUGACUUCCAACCUGUAAUUCCCCUACCAGCAGAAGUAGAACUAACUACUGGAGAAGAAGAUGAAACUGUUAUUUUUGAAUGUAGGGCAAAACUCUUCAGGUAUGUAGAUAAGGAAUGGAAGGAACGUGGUGUGGGCACCAUGAAACUUCUACACAACCAAAAGACAGGGAAAGUGCGCAUUUUAAUGCGGCGUGAACAAGUACUGAAGAUAUGUGCAAAUCAUAAUAUUAGAUCUGACAUGGAGUUGACUAAAAUGAAUGAUCGUGCUUGGAUGUGGGUGGCUCAUGAUUUUGCUGAUGAGGAGGUUCGCCUUGAGAAGCUUUGUCUGAGAUUCAAGACAGCUGAUGAAGCUGCCAAUUUUAAAGAUGCUUUUGUCAGGGCCAAAGUAAUUGCUGCUGCUACUGAGACAUCUCCAGUAAAGACUGCAGUGUCUGAUUCUACACCACCUCUUACUCAACCAUCCUCAAAGAUUGCAAUGAAAGUUGUUACUUCUUCAGUUUCAUCACCAGUUCUUGAUACAUCAUCAUCUAAUAAGAUAACUGUAGGUGGGUUUACAUUUGCAUCUCCUCCAACUUUUAAAAUAGAUUCAAAGUCUGCAGCAGCACAUGCUUCAUCAAAAGAUGUUACCAAAGAACAAGAGAAAGGUUCUCUGGAGGCAGCUAAACCAAGUCCGUUUGCUAGUUUUAGCUUUACAAGCCCACCUAAAGUAUCUACCUCCAUGGAGGCACCAGUAGUUGCAGGCAGCAGGUCAGUGUCUGAACCUGCACAGUUACGCAGGCCUCGCACAGCUUUACCAAAACAUGGUGCCAGUGUUGCAUGUACUACAUCAGAUACAGUUCAAGGUACACCAAAAUCAAAUACUGGAAGUACUCAAAUAUCUGGCACAAAAUUGAUGUUUGACUCACCUCAUUCUGAAUUAACAUUCUCAGCAUUGGCAGCAGUUAAUAAGGAGACAGCCUUCAAGAAAGAUGGACAUUUUAAGGGCUGGGAAGGAGCAGGAAAAUCUGUAUUUGGGAGAAGCCCAAAGUCUGAAAGUCUUGAUGAAAAUGAGGGUGGUGCAGAAGAGUUUGUGCCAACAGCAGAAUUUAAGCCACUAGUUCCAUUACCAGAGCUUGUGGAGCCGAAGACAGGUGAAGAAGGAGAACAUAUUUUGUUUGAAGAGAGAGCAAAAUUGCUUCGUUUCGACAGUGAAGGAAAGCAAUGGAAGGAGCGUGGUAUAGGGAAGAUGAAGAUAAUGCAAAAUCCUACCACGGGUAAGGCUAGGUUACUUAUGCGUCGCGAACAAGUUUUUAAAGUAUGUUGCAACCAUUUUGUGAGUGUAGAUAUGAAGUUUACUGCCCUGGCUACCUCUGACCGGGCAUGGACUUGGUAUGCUCAAGAUUAUUCUGAAGGCGAAAUGAAACUAGAGCUUCUGGCUGUUAGGUUCAAGACUGUUGAUCAGGCACUUUCAUUUAAAAAGACCCUUGAUGAACUUCAGGUGAAAAUAGAUGAGAAAAGUAAAGAUACAAGUAAGUCAACAAUGCAGCAGGAAAAGUUACCACAAUCUACAGUAUGGAAGUGCAAGGAAUGCCUUUUUCCUAAUGCUUAUGAUGUAAACCAGUGUGUUUCAUGUAAAAAGACAAGACCAAGACAAUUUAAGGAGAAUGCUCUGUCUGUCUGCCAUGGCAGCAACCAACAGCCAAAGCUUCUGGAGCUCUCUAAGUCAGCUGAUUCAUGGGAAUGUCUGUCAUGUUCUCGUAAAAAUGAUAAUGACAGUGAAACUUGUGUAUGGUGCAAGAAAAAAAGUUCAAUAGCUAUUAGUCUCUCUAGUGCACCAGAAACUGAACCGUUGUCUGAGCUUUUCAAGGCCAAACCAGGUUCAUGGGAAUGUGCAUGUUGCUAUGUCAGAAAUCCAGAUACAGUGGACUUGUGUAUGGCUUGUGAGUCCCAAAAACCAGGAGGUAGUGUGACUCCUAGUUCUGGUGCUGUUCCUAAAUCAGAUCCAAGUAUUACACCAUUAUCUGAACUGUUCAAACCGAAAAUUGGCUCUUGGGAGUGCAAAGGAUGCUAUGAACGCAAUGAUAGUAAUAAAACAUUGUGCUUGUGUUGCAGUGCUCCAAAACCAGGCCACAAAGUAACACAGAAAGAAAAGCCUAAUAAAGCAACACACCAACCUUCAUUUAAGUUUGGAAUGCCCCCUUCAGGAACAGAGUUUAAUUUUGGAACUUCAUCCCAAAUUACUACUGGACAAAGUGACUUCAUAUUUGGUAUUGCAACAAGUGGUACAUCUGAACCAGUUCAGUAUAAGUUUGGAAUACCCAUUUCAAAACCAUCUACCUCAGUGAUAGCAACCACUGCCACUGCUACCGCAGCAACUUCUAACACAGACAGUAUCACUACUCAGUCUAUGUUUCCAAGUUCUAAUGCUAGCACUACAAAUGGAGAAUUCUCAUUUGGUCAGCCAUCCAGUAGUGCUUCAUCUGUUACAAGUGUUUUUGGUGCAGACAGCACAUCAGCUAAACCAUUCUCAUUUGAGACAAAAGCUACAACUGGAGCAUUUCUGUUUGGGAGUUCUACAGGUGAAAAUACAGAAGGGAGCACCACCUUCAGUUUUGGUAGUAGUAGUCAGGAAGAGGGUACAAAGGAUUCUACACCAUCCAAGGAUGCACCAGGUCAUAAAUUCACAUUUGGGAGUCCUGGAAAGUUUGAAUUCAACUUCAGCGGAAUCAGACCAAGGUCACCUACCAAGCUGCCAAAAUCUCCCGGUGGUGUUGGUUCUGAUACGGCUGCUGACAAUGAUGAAACUGACAGUGAACCUGAAGAAGAUGAAGGAGAACAUAUCUGCUUUCAGCCUGUAAUUCCACUGCCAGAUAAGGUACCUGUACAUACUGGGGAAGAAAAUGAAGAUGUCCUAUACACUCAUCGAGCUAAGUUGUUUCGUUUUACUGGUGGAGAGUGGAAGGAACGUGGUGUUGGAGAUAUUAAGGUGUUAAGGCAUAGAAGUACUCAUAAAGUCAGGCUAUUGAUGAGGAGGUAUCAGGUACUGAAGCUGUGUCUAAAUCACUUCCUGAAUCCGGAGCUGACAUUGCGAGAAAAGGAUGAUAGGACAUGGCUGUGGAUUGCAUCGGACUAUUCAGAAGGCCAUCUCCAAGAGGAGAAGUUUGCUAUUAGAUUCAAGAGCAAAGAAAUUGCUACAGAAUUUAAGCAGGCAAUUGAUAGAGCACAAGCAGAACUGAGGUCACCUGACAUAUCUUCUACUACUGCUACUUUGCAGGAUCAAGUGACUUCGUCUCCAUUGGCUGAGAAAGGAGCUGGUGACGAUACCAGUGACACCAUAUCACCAGCCAUGAAGAACUUCUCUUUCACUUUGUCUGGAAGUAGUCCUGCUGUUCAGCAGUCUUCAAAUUCCACCAGUCCAGUUUUUUCAUUGGCACACUUUGGAGCCUCAUCUGCUGUAGGUGUUGCCAGAUCCCUGUUUGGAGGAAAUUCUGUGCAGAAGUCUAUUCCUGUUGUAGAUCUUACAAAUGAUGUGGCUGUUGUGUAUGAGCUUAAAGUAACUCCAGAAGAGGAAGAAGCUGCCAUGCAACUAAAACUUCCUGCUAAUUUCUAUUCAUAUUUGCGUAAGCCUCCAUGCCCUGGCUGUGCUGGCUGUGAACCUGAUAGUGAUCCUGAGGUUUAUAAGAGCAUACAGGAUUCCAUAGAGCAGAUGGAUAGAUCUGGAUCCAUCAUUCACCCUAUGAGUUCUCCAAAGAAUAAAAGUACUACAUCGACUGCUCUGAAAACCUUAAUUUUGUCUGGACAGUCAGCACCUACAAAUGUAGCAUCAAGUACUCCCACCGCUCAGUCAGGUAGCCAGAAACCAACUCCCAUUACAUCUUCACAAGUGAUAUCAGUAAAUUGCUCAGGGGUUAUAUCUUCUUCAUCUGAAUCAACAACAUUACCACAGUUCAUUCCUGUGGCUGUUUCCACAGGAAUUACUCUUGGUCAGGCUGCUUUAAUCUCAACUCAAGGACAACAGAAUACUUGUUCAGUAUUCAAUAUUCAGCCUUCAUCAGGGAGUUCAGUAUCACAACUGACCCCAAGUACAUUCUUCAGUUCACCACAGGUCUCAACUCAACACCAUAGUCCCCUGCUUACUCAUCUGUUACCAAAAACUACCCAGCCCCAACAGUCAACCACUCCUAAAACAACUUUCACCAUGCCAGCAUUAGGAUCUGGUUUUGCGGCUCUUGGUUUAAAACCUACAGCCACGGCUUCAACUGCUACCGCUGAGACAAAACCAUCUUGUUUUGUCUUUUCUCCUGCUGGUUCAAAACCUGCAUCUACAUCAGAACCUGUUGAAAUUAAACCCAUAAGUUUUAGCAGUGCCCUUGGUCAGAAAUUGACAGCAACACCUCCCACUAAGACUUCCUUAGAUCCCGGCUUUUGUGUUGUACCUUCUGCCACCUCAGACAUUUCUAAACCUAAGAAUAGCGGUUUCAACUUUGGUGCAGCUACUGAGGCGGCAGAAUCAUCUUUCCAGAAAAAAGAAGUGGAAGGUGUGCCAUUUCUGCCUUAUGAUUUAAAUCUCUCAUUUGCCAGUUUGGCAAGCAAAUCAGAGCAACAACUAUUCAAGACAGAUACCAGUAAAUCCUUUACUUGGGCUGGAGCUGGUACAGUUGUGUUCACUAAUUCUCCUAUACAGCAAGCUUCUGCUAACAUAACAGGAGAUGGAAGUGAUUCAAGUGGUGAUGAAGGUUGUGCAGGUGAUACAGCAAACAGUUCACAUGAUCCUCAAUUUGAGCCAAUUGUUGAUUUGCCAGAUGCAGUAGAAGUUAGGACAGGUGAAGAAGAUGAGGCAAAAGUUUUCUGCCAUCGCGCUAAACUUUAUAGAUAUGAAACAGCCACGAAAGAAUGGAAGGAAAGGGGUGUUGGAGAAAUGAAAAUCUUGCACCAUCCCUUCAAUAACACUUACAGGUUGCUGCUUCGUAGGGAACAGGUACAUAAGGUUGUAUGUAAUCAUCUGGUAACUGCAGACCUCGCCUUGAAGCCAUUGAGUUCAUCUGAUUGUGCUUGGUGUUGGGGUGCCCUGAAUUAUGCAGAAGAGGAUGAACCAAAAGUUGAAGAAUUGGCUGUACGGUUCAAGUUGCCAGAAACUGCCAAGGAGUUUCGAGAUAAGUUAAAUGAGUGCAUCAAGCAGGUAGAGAAACUGGCAACAGCUGCAGCUGAAACUGAAGAACCAGCUAACCCAGAAGCGGUCCUUGUUAGUCAGCCAUAUUCAGAAGAUUCUGAGGAUUCGGAUGAAGGGGCUGAAGAAGAAGAAGAUGACGAUGAUGAUGAUGAUGUUGACGAAGACGAUGGAGAAGAAAGUGAAAAGACACUGAUGUUUGAGAAGAGAGUUACACUUCAGAUCCAAGAUCCACUUACUGCUGGAUGGUCCACACACGGAUUGGGAGAUCUCAAAAUUGUGUAUGAUCCUGAUAUCUUCGGUGCUCGUAUAUGUGUCGAACAAGAUGGAACUGGUGAACAACUUUGUAAUACCAUUAUAGCCCUCAAUACUGUUCUUGAGGUGCAGAAGCGUGACUGCAUAUGGUCUGCUUUGGAUUAUACCGAGGACCCUCCAGUACAUAGGAAAUUCAUGGCAAAAUUCUCCUCUGAGGAAGCUGCUGCAGAGUUCAAGCAAACCUUCCAAGAGGGUAAAGAUCUAGCAGAACAAUCUGAAAUUUUGGAGCAUGUGAAUCCAGUAGAACUCUCACACGAUGAAGACUGAUGAUACGUUGUGAAAUUUAUGUCUGGUUGGAGACCACUUAGCAGUAAAAGAGGGAGGUAAAACAUUAUCCUUGUGCGGAAUUUAAAUUACCGACUCUGUGGGUUAAGUAGUGAUCAUCACUUAGUUUUAAUUUAUUCAUAUGAUUAUACAUUAAAGAAUGGAAAUACAACAAACAUGUAUCAUUGUAAUGAACUUAGGAUCAUAGCUGCAAGAUUUCAUUGCAAAUGAACAGCAGGCAGAAAUAUUAACACUAAAAAUCAGUUACAUCAUAUUUUGUGUGAUCAAUGAUUAGUAGGUUAACAAGCUUCAGUCCACACUGCUAAAAAUAACACAUUCCAGUUGAGUGCUUUGGGGAAGAAAAGAGGCAAAUGCAACCUUGGAGAUGGCAUGAUGCCAAUUUUAUGUUGAGGAAAUCAAGACAAAAGCCCGACUCCUUUAAUGUAUUACAUGAAUUCAAUGUGGUCCAUUAAAUCCUUUCCAGGUAUUUAUCAGAUGAAAAUGGUUAUUGAAAUAUGGGAGGUUGUACAAUGUUUUAAAUGGCCCACAAUAUAUAUUAUAAAAAAUGUAAAGAAAAGCUGUUCGACAUGCAUCGGAGGCACUUGAAAGGUUCUUGAACUCAGCAGUAUUUAUUUUUAUUACUAUUAGCCGUCCAAGAGAAAUGUUGCAGAUUGGUCUUUAAAAAGGUUUAAUCAUGUAUUGGUGAUAACGUGACUAGUAGGUUUGUUACAACUGUUAAACCGGCUGCUGCUGCUGAGUUAGUCAAUUUCCCAAAGUUUUCCCCUGUGGAGGAUCUAUUAAAAUUCCUCUGCCUAUAUGAAUUAAACAUCUUGGAAAUGGAUAAGACUGUUUUGAUUAAUUAAAUUUUGUAUUGAGGAAUUCUACAAAAAAAUUAUCAAAGUAAUUUUAAUUCUUAUUUAGCUUGAACAGUUUUAAGUCACUUUACACAAGAGCAUAAGUACAUAAUCUAAUUUUCAAAGUAUCCAUUCUAGUGAUGUCUGUCUUCUAGGUUGUGUCAUGCAGUCUGGUAAAGUGAUCAAUAUUUCAGAGGUGCUUGCUGCCUCCAUCAUCACUUUGAUACACAUCUGAAACUUCUGCCAGACUGCAUGGCACAUCAACCCAGAAGAAACCAUCUUUAUACAUUCUAGUUUCAUUCCCAAAAUUUCAUUUUACAAAACAUGCUAGGAAUCGUAUCCAUUUCAUCUCUCAAGCAGAGCUGUUUGUUUAGUGAUGCUCUGUUAGCUGCAUGUUUGGUCUAGAGCAGAUUAAAUCUAGUCUUAUUACAAGGCUCCUGCACAGGACAUACCAAUGUACCUAACUUCUCAGUACUCAUGUAAAUAAUUUCAAGAAGAAAAACAUUAAAUAGUUAUUUUUCAGAAGGAAAGUGGCAUGUGAUUUUAUAGUAAUUACAUCUAUAUUUGCAUUUAAUAAAUAAUGUAGAUUUCAAUUAUGUUCUUGAAGUCAUCUUUAAAGUUUUAAUGAACAGCAUUAACAUCACAUGUAAGAAAAGAUAAAGUUUUAAAUGAUAUUAAUGUUUUUAGUUGCUUGCUGCAAAAUUUAGAAUGCAGUACUUUUAAUAUUGUUGUUUACAUUAUACUUCGCAAAUUUUUGUGACAUAAUUUUAAAAGCCAAGCAAAACCAUCUAUAUGAAAGUGCCAGUUACUGAAUUUGAAGAUUGUCUAAAAUCAAAGUAAGAACUACUACAUUUCACUACAAAGUACGAGUAAUUUUUCUACAUUGUGCACACAUCUGGGUUUCCUUUAAAAAUAUACCCAAUCUGAACAAAUACAAGAGAUGAAGUUUACCUCCCUCACUUUUCAGGUCUCUUCAUUUUGUAAGUUUAAACAGCUUUAUGUACUUGGUUUCAAACAUAGGAAGCUUAGAGGCUUGUAUUCCUUUCAUCAUACUUUCCUUUCAAAUGUUGAUACUUCUGACAGUUGUUCACUUUGUUCUAGUAAUGAUUCCACUGACUGGGAAAUGAGAUAAAGGCAUUCUGAGAAAAAUCACAUUCAUAUUAAAUAAAUAACUGAUCAUAAUGUUAUGGUCAUUUGUUAAUAAAACAGCUGCUAUUGUGUGAAA